UUGCUGUUUCACCAUUUCCUGGAGAGACGGCCCUUCAUCUUUGUCCUUCCAUACUAGUAACUCCAGCUUUCCAGACAUUUCUGUAGAUGAUGAUGAUGAUGAUUUCCCCCCUCUUUUGUUGGAUCGUCCUUUCCUGCUGUGAGCUCAAAAAUAGAAAUCUUUUAAAAAUGCAUUGUAGUUUUCAUCAUAGAUUCUAAUACUGUUCUUGUGGAAACACUUCUUAUAUUGUUUUUCAUUCUAUAGAAAUUUGUUUCCACAUUUUUAUUGUACUGAUAAAGUACAGUAAGCCCCUUGGUCUCUUUAUGUAAACAUUCACUUAUUUUAAAUGCCCCCCUAACUAUUAUAGCAAUCAUAUUUAGAUUUUCAAAUAAACACUACACAGAAUUAGCUAAAAAAUAUGAGUCCUUCAAUAAAGAAUAAACUAUAUGGGGAAUAUGCUUUCUUUUGGUACAGUCUUCUCUAGGCACUAGGAGCGUUUUAGGCUUUAGUGUUCUUACUGACAUUUUUUUUUAAAUUUAAUCCUAAACAUAGCAAAUGAGAUACUGAUACUCUGAUAUUAUUCUCCUGCCAGGAAAUAAUCAGAGUUUUAGGCAAGGCUGUUUGUUUUAGCAUUAUUUAUAACAAUGAAAAAUGGACACAGUUUAAGGCUCUAACAGUCAGGAUAGAGUAAAUGAAUUACACUAUAAUCACAUGAAAAUAUCAUGCUGUCUUUAAACAAUUAUGCUUUUGAAGAUAUAGGAGAGUAUUUAUUCAGAAAUGUUAAAAGCAGGAUUUAAAACUAUAUACAUACUUUAGCUAUGUAUAUUUGAAGAGAAAAUAUACCAGUGCUAUCAGUGGUUAACUCUGGGUAGUGGAGUAAUAGUGCUUUUUAUUUUUCUUAUAUCUUCUAUAUUCUCCACAUUUUCUAAAAUAAGUAUACAAUUAAAAAAAAGCAACACUAAGUUAUAUUAAGGCAUAAAAAAGGAAGGAAAUACUUCACAGAUCAGGACAUUUCUAUGAACAUCUGCGUAUUGUGCAAACCAUGAAUAAGUAGCAGCUGCACUUGAAAUCAUUAUUCAAGUCAGCUGAUCUUGUAACCACAGCAUUAAUAAUAGCCUUUACAAGAUAGGUUUCAGUGAUAUCCUUUAACUUUGUCAGGAUUUAGACUGGUUGUCCUAUUUAGUGUACAAAAACCUAUGAUGGGAUCCUACUUAAAUUGUAGAUUCCUGGGCCUUACCUCUAGAAACUGUAAUUCAUUUGUCUAUGAAUGCACCCAGGAAUCCACAUUUUUAAUAAACUCUCAGGGUGAUUUAUCUGAUGCAGGUGGCAGCCUGACAUACUUUGAUAAACACUGCCAUAGUUGAAGCUCAUUUAGAUGUAAGCUUUAAGGUCUUUUCUAACCUGGAACUCUGACCUGCCUGGGUGUGGGAGGUUCAACAGUGUAGAAAGCCAGGGUUUCAUGGCCCAGUGGUCCUAGAUGCUCAUCAGAACCACCUGUGGGGCUUUUAAAACACUGCGAUGCCCAAAUCCCAUCUUAGAAUCUACUGACUCAGAUUGUCUAGGAAUGUGGUAUGAGCACCACAGGUUAUUCAGAACUGAAAUCUGUCCAGUAAACUAAUUGAUAUGGAACACAAUAUUGAUGGGGCUUGUUUCUUAUAAGCUAUACUGAUAUGUAUUGGUGAAGACAAUAUGGCUUGGAAUGGUGGUCAUUGGUAGGGUCAGCUGCCUGAAAGUUAUUGGGCUCCCAUUGUUUCUACCCCAUUGAUGGCUGCAAGUUAAUUUUGGUUUUCUUGAUAACUUUUGAUGUCACUACAUAGUUUUUACCUCUAGAUGGCAGCAAAGGCUAGUUAUAUUAUGAGGACAACUCUAAAUGUCAUUCUCAAAUCUUUGAAAAAAAAAUGAUGCUAUUUUUUUUCUUCUAUGAAUUUUAUACUUGGACAUGUUUCAGUAAAUGAGGUAUAAAGCUUUAACAUGUGUCAUCUCUUGGAUCAAUUUUUAGAACAGUAUGUCAAAUAGCUCCAAGAAAGUUUUAUCCAAAUUUGGAGUGCAUGUUGCAAGAGAAAUCCGUGCAUAUGCGUCUUUUAGGACCACACAGUGAAUGUUCUACUCAAGAGUUGGAGGCUCCUGGGUUUCAUCAGAAAGCAGAUGUCUUGGAGGAGAUUAAGCAUGUUGGAAAGCUCAUUCAUAGAAGAAAAGCAUCAGAUGGUGAAGGAGGAGGAGACACAGGAAUGACACAGCAGGAGACAGCUCCAGUUCCUGCCCUGUCAAAGAAAACCGAACAGCCUAAAGAAUGUUUCUUGAUACAACCAAAGGAAACAAAUGAAGAUGCCACCAAGACCAGGAAGAGGAAAAAGAAGAAAAUUACUGAUGUUCUUGCAAAAUCAGAGCCAAAACCAGGGACACCUGAAGACCUACAGAAGCUGAUGAAGGACUAUUAUAGCAGCAAUCGCUCAGUGAUUGAAUUAGAAGAACUAACCCUACCAGACUCCUGCUUCCUCAAAGCCAAUGAUUUGACUCACAGUCUUUCAUCAUAUCUAAAAGAAAUCUGCCCUAAGUGGGUGAAACUUCGGAAAAACCACAGUGAGAAGAAAUCGGUCCUGAUGCUGAUUAUCUGUGGCUCUGCCAUCCGAGCCCUGGAGCUCAUUAGGUCAAUGACCGCAUUCAGAGGAGACAGCAAAGUCAUGAAAUUAUUCGCAAAACACAUAAAGAUCCAGGAGCAGGUAAAAUUGCUGGAGAAGCGUGUGGUACACCUGGGUGUAGGAACUCCAGGAAGGAUUAAAGAACUCAUUAAACAAGGUGGCCUUAAUUUGAACCCCUUAAAGUUUCUGGUUUUUGACUGGAAUUGGAGAGAUCAGAAGUUGAGAAGGAUGAUGGACAUUCCCGAGAUAAGAAAGGAGGUUUUUGAAAUUCUGGAAAUGGGAGUCCUCAGCCUAUGCAAGUCAGAAUCUUUGAAGCUGGGCCUUUUCUAAGUCUGGUUCCUAAUGAAAAUUCCUGUUUUCGUGGUGGGAUUUGCAUGGCUCUGGCCCACUGCAAGCAGUUGGUAAAUAUCAGCUAUUGUUUUAUUAAGUUGAUUGUAUAACCAGAUGGAUCACUGGGAAUCUUAGGUGGGGAUUCUUUUACAAAAAUGAAUCUGUCCUUUGCCAACUCCCUUGUAUAAUAAAGUAUCACUGGCUUGUGUG
Molecule: messenger RNA, 3158 nt
Organism: Physeter macrocephalus (sperm whale)
Lineage: Eukaryota; Metazoa; Chordata; Mammalia; Artiodactyla; Physeteridae
Gene: CMSS1
Product: cms1 ribosomal small subunit homolog
Exons: 11
Coding region: 2028-2948 (306 amino acids)
Cellular component (GO): 90S preribosome; nucleus
Source: RefSeq, a predicted model, not a curated record